Messenger RNA from Volvox carteri f. nagariensis, 1242 nucleotides. RefSeq lists its product as uncharacterized. The record is from RefSeq and is a predicted model, not a curated record. Bases 1 to 1242 code for a protein of 413 amino acids. Lineage: Eukaryota; Viridiplantae; Chlorophyta; Chlorophyceae; Chlamydomonadales; Volvocaceae. The transcript has 6 exons.
AUGGAAAACAUUCUUCGGGAGACACUGUCCGGAGGCCGGGAGCUUCAGGACUUGUUACUGGAGUGGAACCGUUCGCUGCCGGAGGAGAAAUUUGUGGAGGGCCUAGCCAGCGACAUGCAGGCCAUCGACGUGGCGCCACCUGACGUACAGACCUUACGCCGUACAUUUACGCUGGAACGCAUUCUUUCGACCUCGGGCGUUCCUGAGAUAGCCGCCGGAGACUCCUUUACCAGCGGCGUGCCAGGAGCAAUUCUUCGAAUUCACCCACACAUGCACGAUUCACAACACCCGCAACAACAUCCUUUGCAUCACCCCAAUCAGCUCUUGCAUCAGGCGGUGGUACGGCAGCUGAGCGGCGCAGCAGCAGCGUCGGCAGCGGCAGCGGGGAGUGUCGGAAGUGAAGGCUCGGGUGAGGCGGCGGCGGCGGCGGUGGGGGCCGUGCGGUUGGGGACACAACAAGCGGGUGGUGGCAGCGGCGGCAGCGGCAGCGGCGGUGGCGGCGGCGGAGGAGGACGGCCGAUUGAGCGUUUUCAGGACCGAACCUGCACCCACCUCCACCUCGACCGCCAAACACGAGCCCAGCCGCCGGUCCAGCCGCCCCCGCCGCCGGUGCGCCUCAUUCGCACACCCAUUCGCAAGCUCAAAGUCACUCACGCGGCAGCGCCGCCGCCGCCGCCGCCACCACCGGUUCCGGACUGCUCCGCUCCUCACAUGGCUCCGGUCGGUGGACCCUUUGGCGGUGGGCCACCGGAACGAUCCUGGUCUCAGAGUUUGUUAGAUUUGGCGAAGGUGGCGGCGGCGCUUGACGGCCGUGAUCUAGACGACGACGGCGACGGUGGCGGGGGCGGAGUGGCAGGCGGUAGGGAGGAGGACCAGCAACCGCGUCAGCAUCUUCAGCGGAUGCAGACCGAGGUGGAUCGGCUCCAACGCGACAACGAGGGCCUCAACGGGCAACUGGAGGCGGUGCUGGCCCGCGUGGACGCUGUACAGCGGCGGAACACGGCCAUGAAACACAUGCUAUUGGAGGCUUGCCACGCCAAGGGCAUCCCCGCGGACAUGGACCUGCUCAACGUGUCACUACAGCACCACAGAGCAGCCCCCAUGGAGGAGGCCCAGGCCGUACACGUGGCAGCUACCGUACUGGGACUCAACGGGGGUGACGUACUCGCCACCGUACAACACCUCCUUGGAAUAGCGCUGCUCAGGCUUCCCGGGGGGAAGGGGUGUGGAGGGGGGGGAUAG